Messenger RNA from Anthonomus grandis grandis, 2972 nucleotides. RefSeq names its product lachesin (gene DIP-gamma). Gene Ontology annotation, cellular component: neuron projection. The record is from RefSeq and is a predicted model, not a curated record. The transcript has 10 exons. NCBI's taxonomy places the organism in Eukaryota, Metazoa, Arthropoda, Insecta, Coleoptera, Curculionidae. The coding region runs from base 586 to 1725 and encodes 379 amino acids.
UCACUUAAAUCUUCAGUCUUCGGCUUCUUCCUUUUACACUUUUUUUCCUUCUUGUAAAUAAGAUUGUUCUUGUUUUCAUAUACAACUUUUUGCACCAUUCUUAAACUAAUUCCAAGCGCUUUAGCUACUUCUUCUUGUACAUUCUUAGGCAACCCUUUAUUUUCUUUUUCGUUCUCGAAGUAAUUAAUAACAUCAAGUACCAUUUUUUUGGCUUGAGGAUUUAGAAAUCCACAAAAAGGAUUUUUCUUUUCCAUAAUUUGAAAUUUAAAUUAUCUUGUGACAAAUAAUGUCAUCCGUCAAUCGAAACGAAACAGGCAUGUUUGUUAUGAAAGUAAUUGUUUUAGAACCACUGACAUUUAUCAUUUUAUCUUCUUUUGAUACAUUAACGCUGCAUAUAUCUGUUUCGUUUAUCUGACGCGUUGUAGUUAAAAAACGUUGUUGCGCAAAUUGAAAUGAAACGUAAAUACAAAAGUUUGUCGUUGAUAAUCCGAUACACCCGCACGGAUUUGGCCUCUAUAAUGGUAAAGGGACAAACUUAAAACAUUUGUGAUAUACGUGAAAAGACUUUUAGAUUUUGUCAUUAAAAUGAUGAUGUACUGCCUCCUUUGUUUGCUCACAUUAGUCACCACACUACACGCCUAUGCAGAAGAAUGGUCGACCGUCCACCUCUUGGAAGAGCCGGAGUUUGUAGGGCCCAUCAAUAAUUUAACUGUCCCGGUGGGAAGGGAAGCCAUUUUGUCCUGUACCGUCAAUAAUCUGGGGAAAUACAAGGUCGCCUGGGUGAGAGCAGAAGACCAAACCAUCCUAAGUCUUCACACAAAAGUAGUAACUCACAAUAGUCGAAUAGCUGUACAUCAUGACAACUUAAACACUUGGCAAUUGCGCAUCAGACAACUUAAGGAGUCGGAUCGUGGAUGCUACAUGUGCCAAAUUAAUACCGGAGUCAUGAAGAUCGCCGAGGGCUGCUUAGAUGUUUAUGUUCCACCGGACAUAAUAAAUGAUGACACUAGCGGCGACUUGUCAGUAUCGGAAGGAGACAACGCGACCCUCUGGUGCAAGGCUACAGGCCAUCCGACGCCACGGAUAGUAUGGAAAAGAGAGGACAGCCAAUCAAUUGUAAUUAGGAGAGGCCCUCGAGAAUAUACCAAAGUCGACACUUACAACGGCAGCAGUCUGCAUUUUUGGAGAUUAGACAGGAGACAAAUGGGAGCGUACCUGUGCAUCGCUAGCAACGACGUUCCUCCGGCAGUUAGUAAGAGGAUCGCCCUAAAUGUAAAUUUUGCUCCAAUGAUAAAAGUGCCAAAUCAACUGCUAGGAGCUCCCCUUAACACUGACGUUCAACUAGAAUGCUACGUGGAAGCAUUUCCAAACACCAUUAAUUAUUGGAUAAAAAAUCGAGGAGAAAUGCUACUGAAUGGGACUAAAUACUCAAUACGAGAGGACCGAAGUGGCUACAAGGUGUUCAUGUGGCUAAUCAUCCGGUCAUUUUCCAACGCGGACAUCGGCACUUACAACUGCGUCUCUACGAACUCUUUAGGGAGGGCCGAGGGAACACUUAGACUUUACGAAAUUAAAGUUAUUCCAGGGAGUUCGAACGAAGAUACCUUAAGCAUUGUUGGUGGUUUAGCUGAACCAGCCAGGGGUCACCGUGAACACUCCAGUGCGUCCGCCAAAGAUCCAUCUCUCCUCAUCAUACUAAUUUUAUCAUUUUUACAUUUAAGGUGACUACACUAAGAAAAUCUAAAAAUAAAAAUCUAUAAAACAAAAAUUAUUGUACUGAAAAAUGCAAAAAAAUGUCUCUUGUAUAUAAGAACGAAUUGUGGCAAAAUAUUUUGAUGUUUAUAGGGAUAUGCUUAGGAUGUUUAUGAUAUAAGCAUACUAAACAUUAUGGGUAAAGUUUUGUAUAAUAAUGUUAGGUGUAUGUACAGGUAAGUAAUAUAAUAAUGCAGUCGCGGGCGUAUUUUUUUUUAAUUUUGAAAAAUUAAUAUUUUUUUGAUAUACCCCAUUGAAAGAAACAAUACUCAGUGCAGUUCAAAAAGCAAUAAGUCUUUAUUCAUUUUACUAAAUAUUGAUUUUAAUCCUGACUUUUGGACCGCACUGUAUAUGUUUCUAAAUUAAUUAUGUAGUUUACCCUGGUUUGUCAAAAAGUACUGAAUUAUUUAUUCUAAUAGUUACUCCUGUGAUAUUAAAUUUUAUCCCCGAAUAUGAUUUAAGCUGCGUCAAUUGACUAAUUUUUAUUACAACGAAAUUAAAUAUUAAAAAUGUGAAUAAUUUAAGCCGUUUUAAAUAAAUAUUGCAGUCGAUAUUUUGCUUAUAGGGUGUUUUCUUGAUAAAGGAUAACAAGUAUACCCCCUGUAAUAUUUUGUAAACACCCUAACCCAUAACAAGUUAGUGUUAAAAAAAAAUUAAGUUAAUUAAGUGUAAAAAAAAAGAUUUAUAUGAGGUGCAUUCAAAAGCAUAGAAAAAUACUAUUUCAAAUAUUUUUAUUGAAUACAACUCGUAUAAAAGACUGUAAUCAUUAAAUAAAUAAAAUAAUUUUGUUGCUCAGUACUAUUAAGUGUUUAAAAAAAAUUCAGGUUAGUCAAACUUUUUGGCCGGCCCUGUAUAUAUUACUCUAUUUGUAUUUAUGUAAAUGCAAUUGUUAAGUGUACCCAAUAUAUUUGUUCUUUUAAUUUUUACUAUCGACCAUUACUUUAUUAGGAUAAUAUCCGAAUAGACUUACCCAGAAUAUCUAUAUCCAUCCUUGUCAAUAAUAAGAAAUAGGACCUAAGCUUAGCUGGACUUAAUAGUAAGAUUAAUCUAAUACCGAUUAUAGUAGAAAUUAAAAAUUUUAGUUUUUAAACAUUGUUAAUACCCAUUCGAACAUUAUUAAAAAUAAAAAUAAUUUUUAGGGGUAAGAAGCAUAAACGGCAACUCGUGUGUAAUAUUUUGUAAUCAUAAAAUUUUGAAAAUAAAUUUGAAGUUUGACACGG